AUGCAACAUUUUUUCGGUGGACGAUUUGUCACGGAAUGGACUUUGCUCCUCUCUUAUGAGUUUUACUCUUGUUCUAAGGCUGGCGAUGCUGACUACGAUGCCAGAGGAACGUCCGGGAGUCUACCAAGUCCAUGGCCCAACUCCGACAAUUAUCAUGGCUACUACCACAGAGGGCCUCAGACAAGGUGGUUUUGCCUCGGUCUCCGUGUCAUCCAUGUACUUGGUCUGGCUUGGCUCACUGUAGACGUCUUCUCAUAA
This is a messenger RNA of Protopolystoma xenopodis, 258 nucleotides long. Lineage: Eukaryota; Metazoa; Platyhelminthes; Monogenea; Polystomatidea; Polystomatidae. The record is from the annotation of a GenBank genome assembly.